AUGCUGCACCUUGGGGUCACCUCUCUGCUGGUCCUCUUGCUGGGGGCCAGCCUCGGGACUGCUUUCCCCCGGAAGACCCCCGCUUCCUUACAAACCUGCAGCCUGUCCAAGUACCAGUUCCUCGCACCCCAAGAGCUGAAGGCUAUGUGGAAGAUGAAGGAGCACUUUGAGGACAUCACGGUGCUGUCGGACCGCGAAUGCCAGAGCAGGCUCUUCCACCGGAGCUGGAAGCCGGCGGAGCUGUCGAUGCCUGACCGAGUGAUGCUGGUGGAAGCUGAGCUGGACCUCGUCACCGCCAUGCUGGAGCUUCCCACCGCCCCCACCUUUGCCAGGAUGCGCCAGCGGCCCUUGGCCAUCCUUGCCCAAUGGCGGCAGAAGCUGCAGGCGGCCAAGAAAACAGAGACCACGGGCUGCCUGGAGGCCUCCACCAUCCUCAACCUCUUCCAAGUGCUGAGCGACCUGCAGUGCGCGGCUCUCCGGGAGCAGUGCGCUUAG
Messenger RNA from Merops nubicus (carmine bee-eater), 495 nucleotides. Its product is annotated as interferon lambda-3-like. The transcript is spliced from 5 exons. NCBI's taxonomy places the organism in Eukaryota, Metazoa, Chordata, Aves, Coraciiformes, Meropidae. Bases 1 to 495 code for a protein of 164 amino acids. Gene Ontology annotation, biological process: positive regulation of immune response; defense response to virus; cell surface receptor signaling pathway via JAK-STAT. Gene Ontology annotation, molecular function: cytokine activity. The record is from RefSeq and is a predicted model, not a curated record.